Messenger RNA from Jatropha curcas, 1536 nucleotides. Its product is annotated as protein trichome birefringence-like 30. Gene Ontology annotation, molecular function: O-acetyltransferase activity. Lineage: Eukaryota; Viridiplantae; Streptophyta; Magnoliopsida; Malpighiales; Euphorbiaceae. Gene Ontology annotation, cellular component: Golgi apparatus. The record is from RefSeq and is a predicted model, not a curated record.
UCUUUUUUGUUUGGUUCUUCAAAUUUCCUGUAAUUGAACGAUUGCUUAGUGGUCAAGUCUUCAUUUUAUAAUCUACAAGUCUCUUUAAGAAUUUCCCUUGUUCUGGAUAAAAAGGUCUCCCAUAUAACAGUGCACUAUAUCGAAGGAUUGAUCCAUCCUUCUCUUAACAGUACAAAUGAAGCUUCAAGUUGGUCCAACCCAGAAAAGCAAUUUCUUUCCAAUUUCAGUUGUGGUGGCAAUUCUGUUUAUAUCGUUAAAACCUAGUCACCAGGAAAUUGUACCAGAAGCCUGUGAUAUUUUCACAGGAAAGUGGGUUCUGGAUAACAAGACACACCCUUUGUACACAGAAGGUGAAUGUGGUGAGUUCUUGUCUCAGUGGUCAGCUUGUCAGAACAAUGGAAGGCCUGAUUCACUGUACCUGAAUUGGAGAUGGCAGCCUAGAGAUUGUUCUUUGCCUAAGUUUAAGGCAAAAAGGUUGCUGAAAAAACUCAAAGGAAAGAAGCUUAUGUUUGUUGGAGACUCUAUACAUAUUAAUCAGUGGCAAUCUUUGGUUUGUUUGGUUCAAUCUGCUAUUUCACCAAGCAAGAAAAGAGUGGAUUACUCUGGCUACCCCCAAGUCUUCAAAAUUAAGAAGUACAAUGCUACUAUAGAAUUUUACUGGGCGCCAUAUCUAGUUGAGUCCAAUGUAGACCCUCCAGAUAAGAGGGAUGGCAAAACUGUGGGUGUAAUAAUGCCUGACGCAAUCGCAAAGCACGCAAAUCACUGGAGAGAAGCUGACCAUCUAAUUUUCGACUCAUAUGCUUGGUGGACUAAGCAUCCCACUGUCAGAGUAUUGCAAGGAUCGUUUGAAAAAGGGGACACAAGGUAUAUUGAGAUAGAACGACAUAUAAUAUUUGAAAGAGUUUUAAGAAUUUGGGCUAAAUGGAUGGAGGAAAAUAUUGAUCCCAAACGCACCUCUAUCUUCUUUAACACUGCUUCUCCUAUCCAUUCCAGGAGCUCAGACUGGAACAAUCCAAAUGGUGUUAAUUGUGCUGGUGAGACAUUACCAAUUCUAAACACUUCCAUGGCAUUAGAUUUGGGAACAGACAGGAAAAUUUCCGCAAUUGCUGCGAAUGUGAUUGGAUCGAUGAAAAUACCAGUUCAUUUCCUUAACAUAACAACCCUAUCAGAGUACAGGAAAGAUGCUCAUCCUUCAUUUUACAAUACAAAUGGUCCAAAGCAAAAGGCAAAUCCAGCUGAGUUUGCAGAUUGUCUUCACUGGUGUGUUCCAGGAUUGCCUGAUACCUGGAAUGAGUUGCUCCAUGCACAUAUAAUAGGACAUUCUUGAGUCUUCACCGUAAAAGACAUUGGAAAUUCCAUGCAACUAGAAAAAAGUAAUAUUUCUAAAUUAUUUCUAAAGCCAUUGAGUCUGUCUAUUGUUUUCAACUUUAAAUCUACGUUGGAGUUGGGGAAUUUAUGUAAGAAGAGCUUUCCUUUCAUAUCAACAAAUAUAAGUUUAUAAUAAAAAAUGAAUGAUAGUUAUUUUAUUUCAUAGAA